Molecule: messenger RNA, 802 nt
Organism: Paramisgurnus dabryanus
Lineage: Eukaryota; Metazoa; Chordata; Actinopteri; Cypriniformes; Cobitidae
Source: RefSeq, a predicted model, not a curated record
AUUAUAGGAAAGAAGAAAAUUAUUUCCCUCAGUAGAAUAUUAAAAAAUAAAGAGAAACAAGUUAAAGAGCGGGAAAUGAGAACAAAGAACAAUGAAGAGGAUGGGGGAAGGGCUUUCAAAUGUAAGUUCGCAUUCAUUGGCUCUCCUUCUGACCCGUCAAACUCUGAGCUGACCAAUAGAAACAUUUGAGAGGUUGGGCCAACAAUUCAACAUCCAAUCAGAGUACGGGCCCUGUUUGUUAAACAUUUACAUAGAGCUGGGGAUAAGUAACCCUGCACGCUACCUGAAGAUUAUUCAGUUUCAUUUGAGAUUUGAAGCAUCAUCAUGCCUGAGCCAGCAAAGCCCGCGCCCAAGAAGGGCUCAAAGAAAGCCGUCACCAAGAGCGCCGCCAAGAGUGGAAAGAAGCGCAGGAGGUCCAGGAAGGAGAGCUACGCCAUCUACGUGUACAAAGUCCUGAAGCAGGUUCAUCCCGACACCGGCAUUUCUUCAAAGGCGAUGGGCAUCAUGAACUCUUUCGUCAACGACAUCUUUGAGCGCAUCGCCGGUGAGUCUUCUCGUCUCGCUCACUACAACAAGCGCUCCACCAUCACCUCGAGAGAGAUCCAGACCGCCGUGCGUCUCCUGCUGCCCGGUGAACUCGCCAAACACGCCGUGUCUGAGGGAACAAAGGCCGUCACCAAAUACACGAGCUCCAAGUAAAGCCGAAAGUACCCAAUCUGAACCCAAAGGCUCUUUUAAGAGCCACCCACAGUUUCUAGAAAAGAGGUUCUGUUCUUAAAGUUCACUUGUGGUGUGUGUGAUG